UAAGCAGUCGAUAUGAGUUCUGAUAUAUGAAUUUCUAUAAAUACAUUGAGGGUUUCAUUUUCACAAGUAUGUAUCAUUUUAGUUUUGAUGUUAAAUAUAUUACAUGUAAGAUACAUAGAAAAACAACCUUGUUAUUGUUCCUUGCUUAUCUCCUCUACGCUAUGGUUGAAUACGAUUGUUGGAGAUGCGGACAUGAUUUUGUUCUGGAUGAAGAAGAAUCCAGAACAAAUAAAAUAAAUUUCCAAAUCAAGAAAACUGCAGCUGAGGCUGAGCUCUACCCAAUUUCCCACUCUAAAAUACUCCUUCCUCCGCCAACUUCCCUUGCGCUCUCCCAUUGGCAAACAAAAGUCAAAACUAACUCAAACAUCCCACCUUCCUUCCAUAUGUAAACUGAGAGUCUGAGAUACAGAUUUUCAUUUCAGACCCACAACUCAACCUCUCUCCCCUCAAUCACAGACCAGAAUCUCAGUGCUACUGGAUUUCAUGCGGCCAUGGGGGAUGAAAGAGAAGCCUUGCUGCUGAAUCACCUUAACAAGAGUCGGGCCUUCGCCCGCUGCGUCUCCCACCCGCGCGACGAGCUCCAGAGCUUCCGCACCUGGCUCAAAUGGCUCUGCGUUGAUCAGUCCAACCCUUUGACUGCCUGCCUCUCCUGGUUCGUCUUCUUCGCCUUCGCCAUUGUCGUCCCCGCCGUCUCGCAUUUCGUGCUCUCCUGCAGCGACUGCGACAGCCGCCACAGCCGGCCCUACGACACCGUGGCACAGCUCUCUCUCAGCGGCGUCGCCACCUUAUCCUUCGUUUGUUUGUCCACUUUCGUCCGCAAGUACGGCCUCCGGCGGUUUUUGUUCUUUGAUAAGCUCCGCGAUGAGAGCGAGACUGUUCGGAAGGGGUAUACCCAACAAUUCCAUAGAUCGCUGAAGAUCUUGUUCAGCUUCGUGCUGCCCUGUUUUGUUGCUGAGAGCGUCUACAAAAUAUGGUGGUUUGGCUCAGGCGGAACACGAAUUCCCUUCUUGGGACAUGUGAUUGUGAGCAACACCGUUGCUUGCAUCCUGGAGCUGUGCUCCUGGUUUUAUAGAGCUAUGGUCUUUUUUCUAGUCUGUAUUCUCUUCCGUCUCAUAUGCUACCUUCAGAUUCUCCGCCUGCAGGAUUUCGCUCAGGUUUUCCAGGUCGAUUCUGAUGUCGAAUCAGUUAUGAAAGAACACCUCCGGAUAAGAAGGCAUUUGAGUAUUAUUAGCCAUAGGUAUAGAGCAUUCAUAUUAUGGGCAUUGAUCUUCAUCACCGCAAGCCAAUUCGCGUCUCUUCUCAUGACCACACGGCCCAAUGCCGAUGUCAAUAUAUUUCAUGCUGGAGAACUAGCGGUCUGCUCUGUCAGCCUUCUAUCCGGGCUCCUGAGUUUGUUACGAAGUGCAGCAAGAAUUACCCACAAGGCACAAGCCGUGACGUCCCUUGCGGCCAAGUGGCACGUGUGUGCCACAAUCGACUCGUUCAACACAACAGAAACCGAGAAUGCAGCUGCUCAGGUAGCACGCGAGCAAGUUUUCGCUGAGAGCUCCCAAGGAUCAUCUGAUCUUGAUGAUGUUGGGGAUGAAGAGGAUGACCUUGACAAUACUAAGUUUCUUCCAUCAUAUGCCUACAGCACAAUCUCAUUUCAGAAAAGACAAGCAUUGGUGACCUACUUUGAGCAAAAUAGAGCUGGAAUCACGGUAUACGGCUUUAUGCUGGACAGAAGUUAUCUCCACACCAUAUUUGGGAUAGAGUUUUCUCUUGUGCUCUGGUUGCUGGGGAAGACAAUAGGCAUUUCUUGAACCAGCACACGGGCAUGAAUCUGGAUUAAUUUGUCAGUACCCCAGGCAUUUGAUUCGUGAAAUCUGCGAUUAGGAGUCGUUAGAAGACAAUUUAUUCGUUCAAUUUUUCUAUCGUCCAUCACUUUUGUAUAGAAGGAUCAGAACGAGCCUGCUCGACUCAUCUUGCAUCCUACACUUGUAGAUUUUUUUUCUUUUUUUUCGCAGGUCGUAUCUAUGUGUGUUGGUUCUUACGUAACGAGUAUGUGCCUUGCUCUGUAGCUUCCUUGAUCAUAAAAUUGCUACAAUGGGAGAGGUUUGGACUUUUUUGGACUGUGUUGUACUCAUGCUCGUUUCAAUGGCUAUAUUGUCAUGUUACUUUUUGUUCUUCAA
Molecule: messenger RNA, 2171 nt
Organism: Sesamum indicum (sesame)
Lineage: Eukaryota; Viridiplantae; Streptophyta; Magnoliopsida; Lamiales; Pedaliaceae
Source: RefSeq, a predicted model, not a curated record